Molecule: messenger RNA, 1124 nt
Organism: Drosophila mojavensis
Lineage: Eukaryota; Metazoa; Arthropoda; Insecta; Diptera; Drosophilidae
Gene: Yippee
Product: protein yippee
Exons: 4
Coding region: 324-689 (121 amino acids)
Source: RefSeq, a predicted model, not a curated record
AUAGCUGUGCGUCAGCCCUAGCAAGCGUUGCAUUGUUAUUGCUACGCUGUUUUCUUUAUUUUCCUUUUUUUGGAUUUUUAUUGUCAGGCGUCGCAAUUAGCGUGUUAUAGUCUAAGCCAUAUCUAACGACGCUCAAUUGUGCUACAGGACCUGCUAACUUUAGCAUUUAUAUUGGUAUUUUGUGCGUUCGGCGCAGAAAAGGUCAAACAGCUCGUCAACAAACAAAGAAAAGUACGCACACACACACACACACACGGACUCACUCACACACAGAGGCUGUGUAAUUAAAGACAGGUAAACGAGCAAUUUGUCAAAGGCAAAUUAUGGGUCGCAUCUUUCUGGAGCAUUUGGGUGGGCUAAAGCUCUUCAAUUGCGCCCAAUGUCAUACGAACUUAACGAAUCGCAGCCAAUUGAUUAGCACACGAUUCACAGGCGCCACAGGUCGCGCUUAUUUAUUCAAGCGCGUUGUCAACCUGACUUUCAGUGCCAUUCAGGAGCGCGUGAUGCUCACUGGUCGACAUAUGGUGCGCGAUGUAAUGUGCAAGAAUUGCGGUGCAAAGCUUGGCUGGAUGUAUGAAUUUGCCACCGAGGAGACGCAAAAGUAUAAAGAGGGCCGCGUCAUUCUCGAAUAUGCUCUAAUCAAUGAGGCAGAGGGCUUUCCAUCCGAGGCAGGCGGCACCAGUCACUGAACAAAUGAGUCUAGCUGAAUAGCUCAACAGGAUACAAUACAUUUGUGUAGCCUUUAAGUAUUUAAUUUAGCCGACAGGCGUUGGCUUCAUCUAUACAUAUAUCAUGUAUGUAUAUAAGAAUGUAGGUUAAAUGAUUUUAAAAAGAUCAUAUCAUAGAUCGGUAUAAAUCAUUUGUGGAACAUGAAGCCCCUGUCAGCGUUACUUAAACCUAGAUUUAAGGCACUAGCACAUUAAGCUUUUGCCGCACAUUUAAAAAUUAAUUAUGUUAAGAGGCUGAAAUGAUAAAUCAAAACAACAACAAAAACAAAUCUCGCAGCCCUUGUCUAUCCCUAUAUUCCUUCAUUUGCUCUCCUUUCAUUUUUUUUUUUAUAACAUAAGAAUUUGCUGUGUCUUUUAACUCUUUUUACAUAAUUAAAUAAAAUAACAGAUCUCUUA